AUGACACAAGUCACCGACACAUCGAUACUGAUACUAAAGGACUUAUGUUGUGCAUCAAACAUAAAGUCAAAGUCAAUUUUGUUUGUUGAUUUCGAAUUCGAACUAAACAUAUCCUUAAUUGUUGUCGUUACUUUUGUAUGGCAGGGGAAGAAAAACCGCGAACGUGCAAACAAUCUGCAAGAGAAAACACCGAAACCAGACAUAGAUAAGUUUAUUCGCGAAAGGUACCCAAGAUUCGUGGAUGCGCUUGGAGAAUUGAAUAACUGUCUUACAAUGGUGCAUCUUUUUGCAGCAUUACCUGCGUUAAAGAGCAAGAAAAUCGAUGUAAAGCUUGUCCAAAAAUGCCGAAGAUUGGCACAUGAAUGGCAAGCAUUCGUAUCUCGUACGCACAAGUUGAGGAAAACAUUUGUAUCUGUAAAAGGCGUAUACUACCAGGCUGAGGUUGAGGGUCAGAAAAUUACAUGGGUAGCUCCUCAUUUGUUACAAUCCGAUGAUGUUGACAUACCUACCGUGCUAAAUUUUCUGCAAUUAUAUGUGUCUCUUCUUGGUUUUGUGAAUUUCAACCUCUAUCGUUCUAUAAAUUUGGAGUAUCCUCCCAUACUCAAUCCUCGGUUGGAAGCUUUGGCAGCAGACAUAUAUGCACUAUAUGCCGAUGAGUUUAGACCCUCUGGACCGAUAUCUGAAGCUUCUAAGUUAGCAGAAUCUGAACAAGUCGAGUCCAAGAAAAAGGGGGCCGAUGCUGAAAGUGAAAAAUCUGAAGAGGAUCAAGAUACAAGAGAAUGUAAAAACCUCUUCAAAAAUCUGAAAUUCUUCUUGAGCAGCGUGAUACAAAGGGAAUCAUUGCUUUUUGUUAUUCCGGCUUUCGGUGGUACAGUUUCAUGGGAGGGAAAAGGGGCACCUUUUAAUGAAUCUGAUCAGAGCAUUACUCAUCAGAUCGUAGAUACGGAUGCAGAAGGACAUACGUUUCACACUAGAGAAUAUGUUCAACCACAGUGGAUAUUCGACAGUGUGAAUGCUCGCAUAGUUUUGCCAAUGGAAAAUUAUAUAGUAGGAAGGAUUCCUCCACCACAUUUGUCACCUUUUGUUAACAACGAUGAAGAAGGAUCGAUUCCUGAUUAUUCAAAGAUUAUCAAAAACUUACAGGAGGCUGCCCGAAAGGAAAUCGUUCCGCUUCCUGGUGUUGGAAAACAAAAGGGCAAUGAAGCAGCAAAGGGAAAACAAAAGAUGAUGAUUUCGAAGCAGCAAUCUAAUGUCGAAAAAGAAACACCUGCUGGUGUGGUAAAGACCGGAGAAUCAACAACGAAUGUUCAAGAAAACGUCGAUACUGAUACGAGUGCACUUAUUAUGAUGUCACAGAAAAAAAGGAAACUAUAUGAAGCCAUGAAGAUAUCUAAUAAACGCAAGCAAGAUCAGUAUGAUCUUAUCAGACAACGGAAAAAGAAACUAGAUGAAGCUAAGGGUCAAAGGAGUUGAAGCGAUCCUGCACCUUAUAUUUUUUAGUUAGGAAUUCCACGAGGUAUCAUUCUAUGCAAAUGCAAACAAACUGGUGAU
Molecule: messenger RNA, 1551 nt
Organism: Trifolium pratense (red clover)
Lineage: Eukaryota; Viridiplantae; Streptophyta; Magnoliopsida; Fabales; Fabaceae
Product: pescadillo homolog
Exons: 12
Coding region: 1-1473 (490 amino acids)
Biological process (GO): ribosome biogenesis; maturation of LSU-rRNA from tricistronic rRNA transcript (SSU-rRNA, 5.8S rRNA, LSU-rRNA)
Cellular component (GO): nucleolus; PeBoW complex
Molecular function (GO): RNA binding
Source: RefSeq, a predicted model, not a curated record